AUGACUGCAAAAAAGAGUUAUAAAACGGUCUUACUCGGAGACGCCUCUGUAGGCAAGUCGAGUUUUGCGGUAAGGCUAACCCGAGGGGAGUUUUCAGACAGCACAAACUCAACAAUCGGAGCAGCAUUCUUCACCCAUACUGUACGUUGCAACACACAAGGAUCGAAGGGAGUUGCUGAUACAGCAGCAGCUUCAAGAGAAAGGAACGCUAAGAGGACUGUUCCAAUAGCGACAUCUUCUGAUGACGCUCCUGCGGAGCAGGUUGCUGUCAAAUUUGACAUCUGGGACACGGCCGGACAAGAGCGCUUCAAGAGUAUCGCACCCAUAUACUACCGUGGCGCAGCAUGCGCAAUAGUUAUCCUUGAUAUAUCGUCGCCGCCAAGCCUGCAACAUGCUGUCUCGUGGGUUGACCAGAUUAGAGUCGCGAACUCCAACCAAACACUCGUCGUUCUAGUAGCCAACAAAGUAGAUUUGCUUGGUUCUAAAGAGGAACAUGAACAAACACUCGCUAACGCAAAGGCAUAUGCUAAAGAAAACUCGCUCAUGAUUGUAGAAACAAGUGCCAAGACAGGGCAGAAUAUUUCUGCAGUCUUUGAACUGCUAGCACAGGAAAUUCUGCGCAACCCAAAAAGAUAUGAAAAACCAUCAACCUCGAACGCUGCGCGUGCGCUCAACGUAGAUGAAUCGAGGUCCCGUAUGUUAAAAUUAAAAUGCUGUGACAGUCUGUAA
Molecule: messenger RNA, 729 nt
Organism: Babesia sp. Xinjiang
Lineage: Eukaryota; Apicomplexa; Aconoidasida; Piroplasmida; Babesiidae
Gene: rab5A
Product: Ras-related protein Rab-5A
Exons: 1
Coding region: 1-729 (242 amino acids)
Molecular function (GO): GTP binding; GTPase activity
Source: RefSeq, a predicted model, not a curated record